Messenger RNA from Danio aesculapii, 1249 nucleotides. It is a transcript of the gene mad2l1bp, whose product is annotated as MAD2L1 binding protein. The record is from RefSeq and is a predicted model, not a curated record. The transcript is spliced from 4 exons. Lineage: Eukaryota; Metazoa; Chordata; Actinopteri; Cypriniformes; Danionidae. Gene Ontology annotation, biological process: regulation of exit from mitosis. The coding region runs from base 47 to 1249 and encodes 400 amino acids. Gene Ontology annotation, cellular component: nucleus.
ACCGCGGGGAGAGAGUGGAGGAUCUGGAGCUCUGUGCGUGGUAGUAAUGCGGGAAUGGACUGCAAAUUUGAUAGAAGAAAUGGAAGAGGGAUCCAAGAAGGGACAGUUUGAGUGUGAAAACAUGACUGUCAUCAAACACAACAACACCAACGAAACCUCUAACAACAACUGCAGUAACACGCUUAUUCACGGCAAUCAAUGCACUCCUCAUGAAGAAGAAUCGAGACCUUCAUCUGAUGGAAAAACGGAAAGGAACAUUUUGUGCUAUGUCGACGAUCCUGAAUCUUGCGCUGAGUCUGAAGUGAAAAAUGUAUGCCUACAGGACAAAAUUAGAGAGUCUGAAUUAGAUAGUGUUUGUGUGGCGCAUUUAAACCCAUCAGAAGAUCAAGAGAACAGAAAUGGCUCCACACAUACAAGAACAGACCAUAGAGGUGACGAGCGUGAUGAUGUAGGGUGUCCGGAGACCGAUGCUUUAGCCAGUGCCUCUGGCAGUCCUAAGGAUUGUGAAUCAAAUGGAGUGCCUCAGCACAGUGUAGAUGAUGAGGAAAUAUUCAGGAGAGCGAGAGAGGAAGGGCGAGUGAAUGUCAUCUUCCCCGGACGCAUCACCCAGGAUGGUUGCUGUAGAUUUGUUGGCGAGCUUCUGAAAUGUGUCCUUUACCAGCGCCAACAGAUGCCCAUGACAUACGACCAAAUGGUGUUCCUUCAGAAACAGCAGCAUAAUGCCUCUCAGGACAUUAUAAAGCAGCGGUCUGCAAAGACGUCAGGGGGUUUGGAUUGGCGUCGAUGCCAAAAGAUGUUGCAGGAACUGGAUGAUGUGUUGGCCCACCUUGAGGCUCUGUUCUCUCUUAGUCGAGUUCCCCGUGUGCUUUUCCUGCUGGGUGGAUCCACUGUCCUUCCUACAGAGCUGUAUGAGGUCAACAUGGAAGCGGUGGCCGUCGGGGCCGGGGAAAACAGCUUAAGGACUUCAACCUGUCUAAGGCAGAUUUUCCGCACGCUGUUUGUGGCUGACCUGCUGUCGGAUGCCAAGUCUGUGCGUCUUAUGACCACCACGGUCUUGGCUCUGGGUCACCGGGAUUGUGGCGUGACGGGGUUUAAACCAAGAGUGGAUUUUAAAGUUCCCACAAAAGUAAAAAGGCAAGUCAUCUCUAUAGCCAGUGAUUUGUCUCUCGCCGCUGAGCUGCCAAAAACAGACCUGGAGGAUUAUAUAUGGUUUCAGGCCCCUGUCACUGUUAAAGGCUUCUGUAAAUGA